This is a messenger RNA of Cyprinodon tularosa, 1783 nucleotides long. RefSeq lists its product as uncharacterized. Bases 234 to 1400 code for a protein of 388 amino acids. The transcript is spliced from 3 exons. Lineage: Eukaryota; Metazoa; Chordata; Actinopteri; Cyprinodontiformes; Cyprinodontidae. The record is from RefSeq and is a predicted model, not a curated record.
AAAAACACAACACAAAAAGAGAAAACACAACACAAAAAGAAAAAACACAACACAAAAAGAGAAAACACAACAUAAAAAGAAAAAACACAACACAAAAAGAGAAAACACAGCGACAUUAACCAAAACGGAAAUGCUAGGUACCCUCGGGCGACAGGAAUCAUCGCUGAUUGGACAAAAGAACUGGUCCGUCCUUUGAACCGGAAAGACGGGGUUUGUUUCCAUUUUUCCAAAUCAUGAGCGCCACAAAUGAUGAGGUACACGCUGCUAUUAAGCAAUACUUUGAUGCCGGACAUGAAUAUGACGUGAUACUGGAUAUGCUGUCGACAUUUCACAACGUAAACAUGAGUCUGCGUACGCUGAAGACGCGUUUAAAAGAAGCAGGGCUGUACAGAAGACACAACUAUUCCCCACUCCUUGAGGUGAGGCGUGCCAUUCUGACAGAGCUGGAAGGACCAGGGGAACUCUUCGGUUAUCGGACUAUGUGGCAAGUUCUCCAACAAAAGCACAGGCUUCGCGUUAAACGUGAUGUAGUAAUGAGGCUACUGAAACAGCUGAAUCCACGAGGGACGGCUUUGAGAACACGCAGGAGGUUUACAAGACGCACAUAUCACUCCAUGGGUCCAAACUACAUAUGGCAUGUAGAUGGAUAUGAUAAACUAAAACCAUUUGGCCUGGCACUCUCAGGAUGUAUCGAUGGCUUUUCGAGAAAAAUAAUGUGGCUUGUUUGUGGACCAACGAACAAUAAUCCAUCUGUCAUUGCUCACAAUUAUAUUAAUUGUGUCAAGAGUAUCGGUGUGGUUCCAAUGAGAUUGAGAACUGACCUCGGAACAGAAAAUGGGACCAUGGCAGCAAUACAAUGUACCCUCCGUCACGCGCAUAUGGACCACUAUGCAGGCUCGUCAAGCCACAGUUACGGCUCAUCAACAUCGAAUCAGCGCAUCGAGUCAUGGUGGUCUUUUUUCAGAAGAGGGAGGUCUCAGUUUUGGAUGGACUUGUUUGGAGACCUAAGAGACUCUGGAAACUUCAAUGGCAGCCACGAACACCAGUGCUUACUGAGAUUUUGCUUCAGUAAUGUUCUGCAGCAAGACCUGGAUGAAUGUAUGGACCUAUGGAACAAGCACCGGAUCCGACCAAGCAGACAUGCAUCAUGUCCAGGAGGGAUUCCGAAUGAACUGUAUCUCUUGCCUUACAGAUUUGGUUCAAGGGACUGUGGAUUUGCUGUUGAAGACAGGGAACUGGAUGUGUUUCCUGAGGCAAGGCAAGUGAUUGAUUUAAGCGGUGAUCCAGACAUAGAGGAAUACCUACAACAGGCAGUGGAACAACAUGGACUACAACAGCCACAAGACUGGAAGACUGCCUCAGAACUGUACAUCACUCUGAAGGAAAUAGCUGGGCUAUAGAUAUGGACUAUUGGAACCCGUUUCUACCUUUUUAGGUAUCCCACAUUAACAUGGACGUAUUAAGACCAUAUUUUCCUUAUUUAGUAUUUUGCUUUAAUGCAUCUUAAUGCUUAUCAGUAAAUGACUGGUGGACUAUACACGCCUAAGUUUUGAAAAUUACUUCCCAUUCAUAAAUGUGAUCCAACAUUUACAAAUUGCUUCAAGAGAUAAAUAACAGGAUAAUAUAGGCCUACCAAAAAUGUUUGUUUUGAAUUUUCAGAUUUGGCAACUUGAACUGUGGGACUGAAAUGGAGACAUUUUACACUUAAAGUUGUAUUUAUUUUCUGAUUCAAUUUUCAUGUAAACAACAAUUACUUACAAAAAGCAUUUGUACUGAUUUCUUU